ACGAUUGGUGGAGGGUGAGAGAUUGCUAAAUUAGCGGAAGCGCUAUUUAGAAACAAUGUAAGAAUAUUUAUUGUGCAUUUACUGCUGUGACUGUUAAUUACAGUACUGUGAGGCGCAGUCUGUCUCGUGAAUACAAAGAGUCUGUUUCUGCGUCUAUUAAAAGAGAGCUCGUCACAGCUGGACCAUGGAAUUGGAAAAAGAAGUUAAAAAGAUCACCCUCGGACAUGAAACAGGAUCGGGAGCCCAGUGUUUGAAAUGCAAGGAUAAAUGUGAAGGGUUUGAGCUGCAUUUCUGGAGAAAAAUUUGUCGAAACUGUAAGUGUGGCCUGGAAGAUCACGAUGUGCAAACCACCACAGAAGAUGACAAGAAAAUUGGCAAGCUGCUGGAGGACACUAAAUACACCAGCCUCAUCGCCAAGCUGAAGACUGAUGGGGUGCACCACUACAAGCGCAAUGUGGUGACAAUGACCAACCCUGUGGCAGCUAAGAAAGAUGUGGCCAUCACAGCUGUGACCUAUGAGUGGACUCCUCCUGUCCCUAAUCAGGCUUUGGCUGUGCGCUACAUUGAGUUGCUACCAAAGGAGAAGCAGCCCGUGGCCGGCACUGUGGGGGCUGUGUACCGUAAGAAACAGAUGGCUAAGCAAUUGCCUGAACAUGAUCAGGACCCAACAAAAUGCCACGAAUUGUCCCCUAAUGAAGUGAAGCAGAUGCAGCAGUUUGUCAAGAAGUACAAGGAAGAAGCCCUGGGAGUUGGGGACAUCAAGGUUCCUGAGGAGAUGGAGGUGCAGAAUAAAGAGAAGGGUGCGAGUGAGGCCGGAGACCGAGGUACCACUGCGGUGGUGGGAGCUCUGGGCAACAAGACGGCUCCUUCAACAGGAGCAGCUUAUUCUUGUUACCGGUGCCAGCUGUGCAUGAAGGAAGGAGACCCUGCAGUAUAUGCUGAACGUGCUGGCUUUGAGAAGCUGUGGCACCCAGCUUGUUUUGUGUGUUGCACCUGCAAUGAGCUUCUGGUGGACAUGAUCUAUUUCUGGAAGAAAGGAAAACUGUACUGCGGCCGACACUACUGUGACAGCGAGAAACCUCGCUGCGGUGGCUGUGACGAGCUGAUAUUCAGCAAUGAGUACACCCAGGCAGAGGACCAGAACUGGCACCUGAAACACUUCUGUUGUUUUGACUGUGACUGUGUACUUGCUGGAGAGAUUUAUGUCAUGGUGAACAACAAGCCUGUUUGCAAAGCCUGCUACAUGAAGAAUCAUGCUGCGCUGUGCCAAGGCUGUCGGAAUGCUUUAGAACCAGAGGCUCAGCGAGUGACCUAUGGGAACUUCAACUGGCACGCAGAACCAGAGUGCUUCCUCUGCUCCUGCUGCACCAAGUGUCUGAUUGGCCAGAAGUUUAUGCCGAUUGAGGGGAUGCUGUUCUGUUCAGUGGAAUGCAAAAAGAAAAUGACGUCUUAAAUGAUAGCUGUAAAAAAAAAAAAAAAAAAAAAAAAAAAAAAAAAAUUGUCACUGAAGCUUUACUUAUUCUGUACAACCAGAAGGUUAAGGUCCUGGAUAUUCUGCACGUAUUCUACUGAUCUCUUAAUAAGCAAUAGUACUAGGUUUAUAUAGGCAGUAAAUGUGGUUUUUUUUUGUAGUGAUAAAACAUUCCAAUCAUAUACAUGCCAAUGUCCAGAUAUUAAUGACCACUUGUUAGGCAGAAAUGUUAUGCAUUUAUUAUCACUGUUAAAUGCAAACCAUGUAUGUGGAACAUAUAUAAAUGUGCAGUUUUCCACAAUAAAAUACUUUUGCAAUA
Messenger RNA from Acipenser ruthenus (sterlet), 1790 nucleotides. RefSeq names its product testin-like. The transcript is spliced from 7 exons. The record is from RefSeq and is a predicted model, not a curated record. Bases 185 to 1453 code for a protein of 422 amino acids. NCBI's taxonomy places the organism in Eukaryota, Metazoa, Chordata, Actinopteri, Acipenseriformes, Acipenseridae. Gene Ontology annotation, molecular function: zinc ion binding.